Messenger RNA from Porites evermanni, 1193 nucleotides. The record is from the annotation of a GenBank genome assembly. NCBI's taxonomy places the organism in Eukaryota, Metazoa, Cnidaria, Anthozoa, Scleractinia, Poritidae.
AUGAAGGGGACGCACCCUCUCGCCGUCUCACAACUCUUGACUGCAAACUCCAUCCGAAGUUAUAGCAAAGAGUACAACAAGAGUUUGGUGGUCCAAAGGGACACACGUGUGACUUGAUGGCACUUGAUUCGAACGCAAUGACAGAGCAGGAUGGUUCCCUGUUACCGCCUUUUACGCCCCACCCGUCGCCGCAAUCCUGUGGUGUCAAUUUCUUUGCGCAAGAUCUAUCAAGUGGAGCCCCGUUUCUGGAGUACCCUUGCGUUUUCCCGCCUCUCUUUCUCUCUGAUGGGUCCUGUUCUGCGUUUUCUGAGACCCCACGGGCGGUCGUGCACGGAUCAUAGCCUUGGAUGUUUAUCCGAAAAGGUAUUGGUGGCCUCUUAUCCAGAGUUGUGCCAGUAAAUCGUGUAGAUUAGCAGUAAAGGGGGUGGCUGGGGCACUUCUGUUACCUUCCAAACAAGGUUGGAUUCCCCAUCCUGGGAUCCCUGAAGAUCUCUGGGCUUUUGGUGUACGAUAUUAGGGUAUAUCUUGCAGUUGACUUUGAACAGUAACUAUAAACGCAUUUGCAAUUGCUUUAUAAAUUUCAUCUUGUUCCGUGGAAAGUGUACGUUUUACUAGUAUUGUAUACUUUGAUAGAAUAAAACUUCAAUGUCUAUUAUUUGAGCGUUUCCUCCUCUUCCAUUUACUAGGAUUUACCUGUGGUCGCAAAGCUGUUCACUCCUUCUGUGAGGUGUCCAAAUUGUAGUUAUAGCAAUGAUUCCAAUUUCCGCUUUUGCCAACGAUGCGGCUAUAAAAGAAAAAUCUUAAACAACAAAAGUAGUACGCCUUUCGAUGUGAAUGUGAACACUAUUGAUGAUCUUCUUCAACAAUUGGCCUUGUUUGAUCAAGCAACUUGUUACUCUAAACAUAAAGUUUCGCUUCAAAGGGAAUUAGAAAAUUUCCUUUCCUCUCCACCAGGCUCUAUUACAGUUUCAACUAUUACACCACGCAAUAUUUGUCGUUUCUUGGUGCAUAAAGACAAGAAUGGGAAAACCCAGGUUCAUCGUAACGGAUGCCCUCAUCUGGGGAAGAGAGGCACAUUUGAUUGUGCUUGCCCGUUAAGACUUUCCUAUAAAACUGUAGAGUCGUAUAUUGGUAAAUUACGGGCGUUCUCCCACGCUAUUGGGCGUGACGGGGAAUGGGAUAGGCGCCUUGGC